CAUAAACUGAGAUGACUGCUGUUAGAUAUUUAGUGGCGAUCUUGUCGUUUUCGGUAUGCUGUAGUUCUGCGGGUAGUGAACGUAUAUCUAAAGAGAUCGAUUUAAUGAAGGUAUCCCGAGCACGUCACUUCCGUAAGAACUCUGACGAUUUAAACCUCGCGCUUACGGAAUCGGGCAGUGUUUCCGUAUUAACAAAUCUAAGAAUUCCACCGAAAGAGGCAUCACUGGUCAUAGAGGUCCUAGCUGGCAGUGAUGACCAGUUUAUAAAAUAUUUGGAACUCAACGUGGACGGCCACAAGGGAAAAGUUUCAAUCAAAUACAAAUCCCAUGAUGAUCGUGAAAACGUGGUAACCUUCCGUAAUGUGUGGAUAUCCGACAACCAGUUUCAUACCUUGGUAUUUCACUUCGUUCAAGUGGAAGGUCAGAGAUGGGAAGUAACUUUAUUAGUCGAUUGCAUGGAGUUCGGCAACCAUGAUAUUACCCCAUGGUUGUCUACUACACUACCAUCACAUGUCAACUCAACCACUAAAUCUGUCGUUAAAAUGAGUCGGAGAUACAGAGGGAGUGUGAAGUCAUUCAUGCAGCGUGCUCUCCUUAUAUCUGAUCUAGACCUUUCAUUUGUCCGUCGUAAUUAUAUCGGUGUGUGCUCACAAUCUGAUGGUCCUGAGCCUGCUGAUCCAAAUAUUCUUAUCAACAAUUUCCAACCUGUAUCUGAACUCAUUGUCCAAUUAUCAGAUUUGACUUCAGUAUUACAAGACAUCCAUCAUGAAAUGAAGGAACAAAUAUUGGAAGCAAGAGCUUUAAGAACAACAAUACAGCAAUGCACAUUGUGCAAAUCAAGUGAUGACAUCAUAGAAGUUGAGCCAGUUGUGAAUUGUUCCAGCCAACCUUGUCAUCCAGGUGUUGAAUGUAUGGACACCCCUGAUGGGUUUCAAUGUGGAGAAUGCCCUAUAGGGUUCCAUGGUAACGGAAGUUUAUGCGAGGACAUUGAUGAGUGCUUGAACGACCCCUGUUCACCUUUGACCUCGUGUCAAAAUACGGCCGGGAGUUUUAAUUGUUCCCCAUGUCCGAGUGGGUAUGAUGAAACAAUGGAAGAUGUCAUCGUGGGCGGGACCAUUGUUACAAGACAGAUGUGUAGCGAUUACAACGAGUGUAAAGUUAACAACGGAGGUUGCGUCAAAUAUUCUGUUUGUCAUAAUUUACCUGGAGCAUCAAGAUGCGGAAGAUGCAUCGAAGGUUUUACGGGAAACCAAACAAUCGGUUGUACGAAGAUACGCCAUUGUAGUGAUGGAGGUGUGAACCCGUGCGAUAUAAACGCUGAUUGCACUAUAAUAAACAAAAGGGAAAAGUACGGGUGUGAGUGUAGAGUAGGAUACGCUGGUAAUGGAUUCGUUUGCGGCAAUGAUACUGACCACGAUGGAUUCCCUGAUAUUCGAAUGCCUUGUCAUCAUAAACACUGUAGACAAGAUAAUUGCCCAGAUGUCCCCAACAGUGGUCAGGAGGAUUCUGACAACGAUGGUGUUGGAGACGCUUGUGAUGAUGAUGCAGAUAACGAUGGGAUUCCAAAUACCGAAGAUAAUUGUAUCCUUGUACCUAACUCUGACCAACAGAACUCUGACACCGACACCUUUGGCGACGCUUGUGAUAAUUGUCCGAAUGUAAAGAAUCCAAAACAAGUGGACACCGAUGGUAACGGAGAGGGAGAUGAAUGCGAUAAUGACAUCGAUGGAGAUGGUAUAUCAAACAAUGCCGACAAUUGCCCCUUAACCCCAAACCACGACCAGGAAGACCAAGACAUGGACCAAGUUGGAGAUGCUUGUGACAACUGUUUGACCAUCAGUAAUAUCCUACAAACAGACACCGACAAUGACUUGCUUGGUGAUAUGUGCGAUAAUGAUGCAGACGCUGAUGGUGACGGACAUCAGAACAGUGUUGAUAAUUGUCCGUUUGUUAUCAACAACGCACAACUUGAUACGGACAACGACGGAAUCGGCGAUGCAUGCGAUGAGGAUGACGACAACGACGGAGUCCCCGAUUAUGGUGUAACAAACGCAUCUGAUAAUUGUCGAUUAAUUUACAACCCUAACCAACUCGACCGUGACGGGGACGGGAUCGGUGAUGCGUGUGAAAGCGACAAAGAUGGCGACCAAGUUAGUGAUUGGAAAGAUGCUUGCCCUGAGAAUGCUGAAGUUACAACAACUGACUUCCGAACAUAAGAGUGUCAUCCUGGAUCCAGGGAGACGCACAGGUGGAUUCACUGGGUGAUACUUAACAAAGGAAUGGAGAUUGUCCAAACACAGAAUAGCGAUCCUGGACUUGCUAUUGGGUACGAUUCAUUUGAUGGGGUUGACUUCAGCGGAACUUUCUUCGUAAACACGGCAACUGAUGACGAUUAUGCUGGUUUUAUAUUCAGCUACCAAAGUAACUCACAUUUCUAUGUUGUUACUUGGAAACAAACGGAGCAAACUUAUUGGAGCGCGACACCGUUCCGCGCCGUUGCACAACCAGGGUUGCAACUUAAGGCAGUGAAUUCAAACAAGGGACCAGGUGAACGGAUGAGGAACGCGUUGUGGCAUUCAGGGGAUACGAAGGACGAAGUUAAAGUUCUAUGGAGUGAUCCCAUGAACCAGGGAUGGGAGGAUAAGACUUCUUAUAGAUGGGAGUUACAACAUAGACCACAAGUUGGAUACAUUAGGAUCCGUUUCUUCCGCAAAUCGAACAUGAUAGCGGACACAGGUCCUGUGUUAGAUGACACAGUUAAAGGGGGAAGACUUGGCGUGUUUUGUUUCAGUCAAGAAAACGUCAUCUGGUCGAACCUGGUGUAUCGAUGUAAUGAUACAUUACCUGAGAGCGCUGUUACGUCACGACCUACGUCACGAGAGGCGGUUUAAUUUCAAGGCCGAUAAUAUUUGUGAUGUGUUAAUUGUAGAUUUUAGUUACGUCUUCACGAUUUCGUCAUAGAGACACGACGUCCCAAAGUGAAAUAAAUGCGACACAAUCGUAUGUAUGACAUCAUUGUAUUUCAAAUUGAUAUAUGUCGCAUAAAUCAUAUUUGUUUUUAAAUAAAUCGCGUUAAAGCGCUC
Ciona intestinalis (vase tunicate) is the source of this 3083-nucleotide messenger RNA. The record is from RefSeq. NCBI's taxonomy places the organism in Eukaryota, Metazoa, Chordata, Ascidiacea, Phlebobranchia, Cionidae.